AUGUAUGACGAACGACUAAAAUAUCGAAGUCACCGUAACGACGACGACUAUCACAUUGAUAGCAAUGGAAAUCCACCAUCGCGUGGUUUAGAAAAAUCUCGACAUUAUGCGAAUGAAGAGUAUUCAUCUUCAAAUCGAAUAGCUAAUGAUUGUUUGAAUUAUUCAUCGAUGAGAUUAGAUCGUCAAAAGACUAGUCGUGACAUUUACACACCUCCGUUAACUAAUCUAUCCGGUGGUCUAUCUCCAACUGAUCUGUACUAUAGUUCAUUAUCAACACGUGGUCGGAAUGCACUAUCGCAUUAUCCCAAUUCAGAACGGAGUCGAUACCCAUCACCACCACACCCACAUCCAUCAAUAUAUCGAAGAGACGCAUCUCCUCGACCAUCUUCAUCUUAUCGAGAAGAUUAUGUCCCUCGCAGUAAUCACAAUGAAUCAUAUGUUUCUGAUGAUUAUCGUUCGCUGACACCUGUAUCUCUACGCAGUAACACAGAUACGUACAACGACACGUAUCAAACAAAUGAUUACACCAGUCGGCCCGAGCGAUACGAUAUCACGCUAUUGCAAAACAUCUUUACUAAACGGAAUGGCUCGUCGAGAGAUUAUGCAAUUGCUUCUAUACCAUCGCCUAUCUAUCGUUCUGAUACAUAUCGAACAUCAUCAAGCAUUCCACUAUCUUCAUCAUCAUCGUCAUCAUCCUCACUCCCAUUAACUUCUUCAUCUUCAUCGUUAUAUACUACUCGUGAGCAAUAUAGUCAAGCGUUUCCAUCUGGCCAAGAAAUCGAUUAUCGAUCGCGAACUUAUGGAAUGGAAACACCGACGGAUUCUCGCCAUAUAAAUUCGAAUAAGACGUCGAGUCGUUAUUAUGCUGAGAAUGAAGACGAUCAGUAUCGUUCGUCGUCGUAUUCGAAUCGCUCGAAUUUCAAACGUUCAAGAACUAGUUACAUCGAAAACGAAUACAAACGAUCGCUAAGACGCUGGGAAUAG
Molecule: messenger RNA, 984 nt
Organism: Adineta ricciae
Lineage: Eukaryota; Metazoa; Rotifera; Eurotatoria; Adinetida; Adinetidae
Source: the annotation of a GenBank genome assembly